AAAGAAUCCCAAUCCCCACGCCACUUCCUUUUUGUUCCGCCUCCGAUCCUCUUCCCGGCGAUCCUGUUCCGCCGCUGCCUGAUCGCCUCCGGAGCUCCCUGCUUCCUUCUCUUCUUUCCAGAUUGAGCCUGGUGAUUUGAUAAUUCAUUGAUUUGGGCCGUAAGCAAGAUUGGAAAUUUGCAGCGUGAUUUGGUUUGAUAGGAUUUGCUUCCUAAAAAGAAGGAAGCGUUACUGUAUUGGGAAAUCUGUUCCUUUUUCGUUUGAUUAAUUACUGAAGUUAGCAUUUGAAGUGUAAAGUAACUGAUUGGCUGGUUGGAUUAGGGUUUGUUUCGGCCGCCAACGUCGCUUGGGUUUCUGGAUUAUUUGCAAGUAAAAAGCUCCUGUUUUUGGAAUCUAAAUCUACAAUGGCUGAUACCCUUGGUGCGAGCACAUCCCUUGUCGGUCACCACCUGUUUUACCAAAGGCCCUUAUCCAAUGAUAUCAACUUUAAACGCCGGGUCAGCUUCUGCCAGCUGCCUGUAUCUGAGUUUAUGGGAUUGCAUUUGUCGGUUGGUCCUGCGAAUUCCAUUCUGACCACCAGGCAGAAAUGCACACGGUUUGGGGAUUCAGCCAUCAAGUCGCAGGCGAUGGAGCUGACAAAGCAAAAGAAACCUUCAAAAGAAAACAAAUGGAGGAUAGCUCAAGAUCUGCCUUACACGAGCAAUACAGCAGGCACGAGUAGAUUGUGGCCUCCUGCAAACAAGACCGACAACCCUAUGAUUCACAAUCCAUUGCUCCGUCAAGAAAGGAUGGGAUGUGGCUGGUUCGCUGUUAUCUUUGAAUGGGAAGGGGUGAUUGUCGAAGAUGACCCUGAGUUGGAGAAGCAGGCCUGGCUGGUUCUGUCAGAAGAAGAAGGAAGGUCACCUCCACUGGCCUUCAUUUUGAAGAGAAUUGAGGGAAUGAAGAAUGAGCAGGCAAUCUCUGAGGUUCUUUGCUGGUCACGAGACCCGACCGAGCUUAGACGGUUGGCCUUCCGGAAGGAGGAAAUAUAUCAAAACCUUAAAAAUGGCGGAUUCUAUCAGCUUCGAUCUGGGUCUCAAGAGUUCAUGACUACACUCCUAACCCACAAAAUUCCACUUGCCUUGGCAUCCACAAGGCCACGGAAUGUCCUCCGAGAAGGAAUUGAGGCUGUCGGCGUGCAGAGCUUCUUCAAUGUGAUUGUCGCAGCUGAGGACGUGUACAGAGGAAAACCUGAUCCAGAGAUGUUCCUAUAUACCGCACAGCUACUCGGUUUCAUACCAGAAAGAUGCAUUGUUUUUGGGAAUUCAAAUUCGACUGUGGAGGCAGCACAUGAUGCGCGGAUGAAGUGUGUGGCAGUUGCAAGUAAACACCCAGUCUAUGAACUCCGUGCGGCUAACCGUGUAGUGAAUCAUCUGAGCGAAUUAUCUGUUGUCGACUUAAAGAAGCUCGCUGACAUCGAUUGGUAUGAAGCAGAAGAACCAGAGGUCGAGAUGGAAAGGGAAUAGCAUGGCGCAUCUCCAUUAUCUCCAUGAUGAUUUCUUCGAAAUAGAAGAAUUUUUAGUUGUACAGCUUAUACUGCUUAUUGUUUCCCUAUUCCUGCAGUCAAUCCAUAAUUCUUGAUUCAAGUGGGAAAUAGGACCUUAGCUCUUAGAAUCAUACACCAUUCUCAUGUGGAUCCCUCCUUAAGACACUGUACAUAUUAAACCUGAAUAAGGAGGGCAAAUCAUCUGCUGGUGCUCUUCAUUGAUCUUUACAAUGUGGUGAAAAUA
Zingiber officinale is the source of this 1769-nucleotide messenger RNA. Its product is annotated as 5-amino-6-(5-phospho-D-ribitylamino)uracil phosphatase, chloroplastic-like. Lineage: Eukaryota; Viridiplantae; Streptophyta; Magnoliopsida; Zingiberales; Zingiberaceae. The record is from RefSeq and is a predicted model, not a curated record. The coding region runs from base 405 to 1505 and encodes 366 amino acids. The transcript is spliced from 2 exons.